Trichophyton benhamiae CBS 112371 is the source of this 1122-nucleotide messenger RNA. RefSeq lists its product as uncharacterized. NCBI's taxonomy places the organism in Eukaryota, Fungi, Ascomycota, Eurotiomycetes, Onygenales, Arthrodermataceae. The transcript has a single exon. Gene Ontology annotation, biological process: protein import into peroxisome matrix. The coding region runs from base 1 to 1122 and encodes 373 amino acids. The record is from RefSeq and is a predicted model, not a curated record. Gene Ontology annotation, cellular component: peroxisomal membrane. Gene Ontology annotation, molecular function: zinc ion binding.
AUGUCGUCGGAUAGCCUGUUUGACUCGUCUAUGGCGGACGCGGCGCUCAGCAAGACGCCCAAACCAUCCUACUUCUUCCCCUGGGCGACAUCCCCGGAUAUCAUCCGCGCGCACGAGAAAGACAGCUACAUCACCAGCACGCUCUCGACACAAGCCCAGUCCAUCAUCCGCACGCUCCGCGGCCAACGAUACGCCCAUGCUCAUUCCGACGCCAUCAAGCAUGCCAUUGAAGUGCUUUACCUCUCCCUCACAACGCUGCUGGGCAACAGGACCCUAGGCGAAGAAUACUGCGAUGUAGUACAGCUUGAAGACGAUACGCUACAGCUUCCGAGCCUAGGUCGAAGGGCAGGAUAUAUCGUUAGCUCGAUACUGGUGCCUUCUAUAUUACAGCGCCUACUACCUUCGUUCCGACGAAAGUUACGAACUAAGCUUGAACGAAGUAUUGCGCGGAAACAGGCUAGGCUUGAGUUGGAGAAGGGGAAUACCAAGAAGAGAAAAGAUGUCGGCUUCUCGUUGCGGAUUCAGCGAUAUAUCCUUGAACACCUGAACUCCAUUACAUCUCUCUCACCUUUUUUUGCUGUGAAUUUGGCCGCGUUUUACUUUUCGGGGGCAUAUUAUCAUCUAUCUAAACGGGUAUGGGGGUUACGAUACGUAUUUACCAAACGCAUCGGCGAUAGCGAGGAGAGGAUAGGGUAUGAAGUCUUGGGAGUGCUGCUUGUAUUACAAAUUGCCGUGCAGGCGAUAGUGCAUGCGAAGGAAGUUAUUGAGUCGAUUCAGCUGGAGGAGGCAGGGCAGGUAUCUGCUACGGACUCGGCGGCCAAGGGUGCAGGAACCCCUGGAUUGAAGAGUAUUAGCAUGCCAGACGGAAUGGCAUUGCUGGCUCCAGAGGAAGCGAGGUAUGAUAUGUCUGUUGAGAAAGAUGCUCUGGCCAUGUCAUGGAUACCUGCUGGACCACAGAGGAAGUGUACUCUCUGUCUUGAUCCGUUUAAAGACCCGAGUGUAUCGACGUGCGGACAUGUCUUUUGCUGGACGUGUAUACGGGACUGGGUGCAGGAGAAGCCGGAGUGUCCUUUAUGCAGACAGGAGGCUAUUGCAUCGAAGAUAUUGCCUCUACGGGGAUGA